AUGCGCCUACAUCUACUCAUUGUGCUCGCCGUCAUCAAUUUCGUCAACGCACAAUAUCCAGUAACAUACGGAUGCGUCGCCCAGAUCGUCGCCUACAUGCCAAUGCAAAAACUCGUCAAUUUCGUCAACAAUUUGAACAAGGACGACACGCCAGCAAAGAAGAAGACCCGAGCGACCAACUUCAUUCCAAAGAAUAUAGGUAACCAUCAAUUCUCGCAGCUCGACGUUUUCAGCGACUCUUCGAAAGCGGUCGAAGCCGUUCACGGCCUCAUCGAUCAUCGUGUCGCCGUCGGCAAAUUCUGGAAUGACCUCCAACCGAGACUGGUGAAAGUUUUUAAUCAAGCCACUGCCAAAAAAUACAAGGCAAUGUGGGCGAAAACCGACAAGGUCUACGACAACGCCUUCUUCGACGCUCUCAACCAAUGGUACGCCUUCUGCCACUACCAUGCUCCCGCCGCGAAACGCACGCCGCUCUACAACGCAAUUCAAGCCGUCACCAAAAAAUACGUCAACGACACCAAGCUCAAUUUCGAGGUUCCCGGUUCCGCAUUUGAUACCCGCUUCUUCUUGAUGCUUUUGUUCGGAAUGUGGUAG
Caenorhabditis bovis is the source of this 594-nucleotide messenger RNA. Lineage: Eukaryota; Metazoa; Nematoda; Chromadorea; Rhabditida; Rhabditidae. The record is from the annotation of a GenBank genome assembly.